GUAAGUCACUCUUAUUCCGCCGGACAACACAGUCUCUCCCUCCUACGCCUUCCCUCGGGCGCGAUGCCCCCAAACGGUGAUCCCGACGCGGAAGACGCGCCUUCGGAUACGUGUCAAUAUCCAAACAACCAAGAAAAUGAGAAACGAACCCUACGUCCUAAGGCACCAAGCCAGCGAACGUCAUAUAUUGAAGAACAGGAGAAAGAGGCCGCAAGGAGAGAGGCAAUAAGAGCAAAGAAAGGCAAACGUAGUGCCCCCGAUGAACCAAACAACGAAGGACCCGCAUCAACACAGAUCACUACCGAUGGUCACGCUCGAGUGACGAAAAGGGAGAUGGCCAGUGGAUGGCUGUAUGUGAAGUCUUUGUUGAGCACUGGAAGCGAAGUACAAAAAGAGCUCUCGUGUGGUAAUUUUUUAAGCCUUGAGAUGUCAACAUUGAACAUCAUCAAAUGUAGCAGUGCUAGAACGACGAAAUCGCCCCUAGGGCAUUACCACAGGACAGCAUUUAUAGUAGUGCAAGCACCGCCGCAUGGCAAGAAUCGUUGCGCCACAACACAAGGUGAGCAGCUCAUAGCCCUGAUGAUGACCUCGAUUCACUGCAGACGGGGGAGUCGUUGGAUGAGCGCGUGGUUGCGGCACAACUACUGCGCAUCUGUCUCAUAA
Molecule: messenger RNA, 663 nt
Organism: Rasamsonia emersonii CBS 393.64
Lineage: Eukaryota; Fungi; Ascomycota; Eurotiomycetes; Eurotiales; Trichocomaceae
Exons: 1
Source: RefSeq, a predicted model, not a curated record